AGUGAUCAGAAUGCUAUGUAAUGCUGUUUAAACGUGGCCCUUGAGCGUUUAUAACUUGCAGUUAAACUCUGAUCUGGAGCAGAAUGAGUUAAACGGCUCAUCUGCGCGCACUGAGCCGAGCGCCGCUCCUCUCCGGCAGCAUCCUGAUCGCCGGCACGGUAAUCAUGUCCGGUAAUGGAACCGAGGAACCGCUUGACGACAGCACGGAGAUGGAGCAAAAAAGCUUGGAGAGCGGUACAAUGAAGACUGACUUGGAGGCUGGGAAUUGCAGCACUGCAAUCCACUGUCGAGAUGUGUGUCGUUCAUAUGGGAAACUUAAAGUCCUCAACAAUCUCAACCUGACAGUGCCUCAGGGCCAAAUUUAUGGGCUGCUAGGGCCAAGUGGCUGUGGGAAGACUACGUUGUUGAAAUGCAUUGUGGGAACUCUAAAGAUCUCACAUGGUCAUAUCACAGUGCUGGGGAAACCACCUGCUUUCCCAGGACAUGAAGUGCCAGGAAGGAUGGUGGGAUACAUGCCACAGGAUAUAGCUCUGUACAAUGAGUUCACUAUCAGUAACACACUAUGGUUUUACGGUCGAAUUCAUGGCCUUUCAUCUAAAGAAACAGAAGCCAGGAUGAAUUUCCUCAUUGACUUCCUAGACCUGCCACAGAAAAACAGCCUCGUGAGAAAUCUCAGUGGAGGCCAGCGGCGGCGUGUCUCACUUGGAGCUGCUCUGCUUCAGAACCCACAGCUUCUGAUCCUGGAUGAGCCCACUGUAGGAGUGGACCCUGUUUUACGGGCCAAGAUAUGGCAGCAUCUGGUAGACAUUGUAAGAGGAGGACAGGUUUCUGUCAUUAUUACAACGCAUUACAUUGAGGAAGCCAGACAAGCCAAUACGGUGGGUUUGAUGAGGAAUGGUCGAUUAUUAGCUGAAGGUCCCCCGGAUGCUGUUAUGAAGCAACACAAUGCAGCAACAUUAGAGAGUGCGUUCUUGCAACUUUGUGAGGACUCUGAUCAGAUGGGCUCCAAACAGAGUCCUCAGGGCCGUCCACUGGACAGCAGCCCAUCUCCAGACAGUAUGAGAGAUGAGAGCAGAGAGCCCAUACUGAGAAAGAGCGCACCAGAGGACAUACCCAAAUAUAAAGCUGACUGGAAAGUGCGAGCUAGACACAUCAUACCAAAAUGGCGUAACAUUGCAGCGCUGAUGAUCAAGACGAUUGUUCGAAUGAGGAGAAUGCCAGGGUCCAUUUGUUUCCAGUUCUUGUUGCCUGUAAUUCAGAUCUGUCUGAUGUGCUUGUGUAUUGGUGGAGACCCCAAAGGCAUUGAUGUGGCAGUGGUAAAUAAUGAAACCAGUCCCAGUGCCUAUAGUAGAUCACUACUGUCCUUCCUUGACAACACAAGUGUAUACAAGGUGAGCUUGUCUCAUUCUGAAGCUUUUGCUGGUAUCUAUAAUGGGGAAUACUGGGGUGUCAUAGAGUUUGGGGAGAAUUUCACCAGCUAUCUAACCAAAAGGAUGCUGCAGCCCAGAGUCUCCAGAGAUGUGGUUGAAGGAGGAUCAGUACAUGUUUGGCUGGAUCUGACCAACCGACAAAUUGCCCUGAUGCUGCAGAAAAAACUUCAUGAGGCCUUUGAGGCUUUUAUCGAGACAAAGCUGGGGAGUUUGUCAUACAUGGUGGCCGUCCCUAUAAAAUUUGAAGAACCUAUAUAUGGCAAUAAGAACACAGAUUUCACAACUUUUGUGACACCAGGAGCUGUUUUGAGCAUCACAUUUUACCUGGCAGUGGGGUUGACCGCUCUGUCCUUUGUGUUAGAGAGAAAGGAGGGGCUGCUGGACAGGUGCUGGGUGGCAGGUGUAAGUUCUCUGGAGACCAUGCUGGCACACCUCUUCUCACAGCUGUUUGUUAUCAGUGUUCAGAUCAUCCUUCUGCUGAUCUUCAUCCUGCUGGUCUUCAAAAUUCCUAAUGAAGGAUCUCUGGCUUUGGUGAUCUCACUGAUUGUGCUGCAGGGAGUGACGGGAAUCUCCUUUGGACUGGUCAUUUCCUCUGCUAUCGAUGACGAACAGUCGGCCAAUCAGGCAGCUCUUGGAAUCUUCUACCCCAACCUCAUCAUUAGCGGUGUUAUUUGGCCGGUUGAGUGUAUCCCGUAUCCUCUGCGUUAUUUGAGUCUAGUCCUGCCCCAGACCUACGCAUCUGAAGCCCUGCGCUGCAUCAUGUACAGAGGUUGGGGUCUGUCCUGUAUGAUGGUCUGGCGAGGUUUUGCAGUCACUCUGGGCUGGAACACAUUCUUCCUUAUGCUGGCAACGGUCAUUCUCAAGCUGAGAAUGUGAGAGGCUCUGCCAAGGAAAGGUGCUUCAGAUUGGGUACAGUGUUGUUCGGCGAGGCCAAAAGAUGAUUGACAUAUGGAUUUGCCAAUCUGAGCCUCUCUCUCCUUUAAUAUGCCAUUCACCCAAAACUGGCCUCCCAAGGACCAUCAGCGUGAAACUCAGGGCAUCCCUCCACCAGCUAAGAGACCUAUUCAACAAACAGUUUACUGAUAAUGUGACACAUAACACUCAUCAUGAGUUUCACAUGGGCAUCAAUUAUUUAAAAAAUCCAUCAAAGAAGAAGAAAGCACGUGUUGAAGCCAACUGUUGGAACUUUCCAUACCCU
Messenger RNA from Sinocyclocheilus anshuiensis, 2628 nucleotides. Its product is annotated as ABC transporter G family member 23-like. Lineage: Eukaryota; Metazoa; Chordata; Actinopteri; Cypriniformes; Cyprinidae. The transcript has 20 exons. Gene Ontology annotation, biological process: transmembrane transport. Gene Ontology annotation, molecular function: ATP hydrolysis activity; ATP binding; ABC-type transporter activity. Bases 165 to 2306 code for a protein of 713 amino acids. Gene Ontology annotation, cellular component: membrane; ATP-binding cassette (ABC) transporter complex. The record is from RefSeq and is a predicted model, not a curated record.